AUGGACGACGACGACAGCAUGAACCCACAAGACCCGGAGGAUGAGAUACAGGGAAUGGAGAUCCCGGCAGGCUUUCGUAUUCAAGAAGCUAAACCCGUUGCUCUUGACAGAUUGCUUUUGCGGCGUGAAGUGCUUUUCAGGGUGGGCAUGGGGUGGUUUGGAGGGCUGAUCACUGAACAAUCUCAGAAGGACACUCGCCACCUGUACGACUACUGUGUGCAGCUGGAGCUAGACCAGAGUACGCGCAAGAUGAAGUCGCCCUUAGACAAGUACAGCGGAGAUUCGGAUGCGGCUGUAGGCUCCUGGUUGUUUAUUUUUACUUUCUUAAUAUCACACAACAAAUCCAUCUCUAUCUAUAGAAAUAAGUCUAAGAUAGAUUAG
Molecule: messenger RNA, 381 nt
Organism: Ectocarpus sp. CCAP 1310/34
Lineage: Eukaryota; Phaeophyceae; Ectocarpales; Ectocarpaceae
Source: the annotation of a GenBank genome assembly